Molecule: messenger RNA, 2684 nt
Organism: Myripristis murdjan (pinecone soldierfish)
Lineage: Eukaryota; Metazoa; Chordata; Actinopteri; Holocentriformes; Holocentridae
Gene: ccne1
Product: cyclin E1
Source: RefSeq, a predicted model, not a curated record
ACUUUUCCUUUCGAGGAGCGACAAAGUGCACCGACAUAGUUAAGCGUCUAUAUCUCGACUUUUGUAUUUGUAUGAGAAAUUCAGGCGCAUGGCGUUUAAACGCGGCCGUGAAGCGGAAUCGCCGUCGGUAAUUUAGCGCCAAGUUAAAUCACCUCCUCCCUUGACGUUGAUGCCUCAAGUCAUCUGUUCCCUAAGAAGGCGCCAGCUCGGAGGAGCCUGCAGUCUGUCGGACACACUCACCGCCUCCGUAUCACAACAAUUACCCGGCAGAUAACUAACACACAUCGUCAUAUUUAUUUCUUAACCCGCGGAUAAGAGUGAACUUCAAGGGCGGAGAGUCUUGAGGUUUGCUCCGAGUUUGAGAGAUAAGCCUUCCAGUAUAAUGCUAGGAAAAAGGCAAGAGACCGAAUCGAAGUCUGUUGCUCCUGAGGCUCCCAAGGAAAAUGCAGCACGAUCGAGAAAAAGGAAGGCAGAUGUUGCUAUUUUUUUACAAGAUCCUGACGAGGAGGUGGCAGAGAUGACGAAGAAGAAGCAGCGUGACCAUGAGCUGGGCUGGAGUCCUGAUGCCGGUUACACAAGUCCACACAGGUGGAUCCCCACGCCUGAUCAGGAAGAGGACCAACCGGUUGCCUUUAUCAGCACAGGCUUCCCGCACUAUGCCUUAAACAACAUAUUUGUCACCCCUGUGCGCUCCUCCCCGCUCCCUGCACUGUGCUGGGCAAGUAAGGAUGUGGUGUGGAACAACAUGUUGGAGAAGGAUAAGAGUUACACCCGAGAUGUCCACGUGAUGGAGAAGCACCCCCAUCUCCAGCCCAAGAUGAGGGCCAUUCUCCUGGACUGGCUCAUGGAGGUGUGUGAGGUCUACAAACUGCACAGAGAGACAUACCACCUGGCCCAGGACUACUUUGAUCGCUUCAUGGCUACGCAGAGCAACCUCUUCAAAUCAGCCCUGCAGCUCAUAGGGAUCACCUGCCUCUUCAUCGCUGCCAAAGUGGAGGAGAUGUAUCCUCCCAAGGUUCACCAGUUUGCGUACGUGACAGACGAAGCUUGCACUGAGGAUGAGAUUCUCAGUAUGGAAAUCAUCAUAAUGAAGGAGCUGAAUUGGAGUCUGAGCCCCCAGACUCCAGUCUCCUGGUUGAAUAUUUACAUGCAGGUGGCCUAUCUGAAAGAGAAAGAUGAGCUACUCAUCCCCAGAUAUCCCCAGGCUACAUUCAUACAGAUCGCUGAGCUGCUGGACCUGUGUAUGCUCGACGUACGUGGCCUUGAAUUCUCCAAUGGUGUCCUUGCUGCUUCGGCCCUGUUCCACUUCUCCUCCUUGGAGCUGGUGGAGAACGUCUCAGCUCUGAAGAGGGUGGAGGUCGAGGAGUGUGUGAGGUGGAUGGUGCCCUUUGCCAUGGCGCUGCGGGAGGUUGGCGGGUCGCCUUUGAAAACGUUCCUAGGAAUCCCUGCAGAUAACACGCACAACAUCCAGACACAUGCCCCCUACCUGACAUGGCUGGACAAGGCCUAUUCCUACCAGGAAGCAGAAUUGGAGCGCCACGGCAACUGCCCCGUCCCCUCGGGCGUCCUGACCCCUCCUCUCAGCAGUGAGAAAACGGAAGAUGCUCUCAACGGCGCGGCUGCACCUAAAAUCAGACCAAGGAUCAGCACGGCUUCCCUGCAACCGCACAUUCAGGAAUAACGAAAACAAAAACGCUGAAACUUCACCAGAGCAGCAAAAUCCCUAAUCUCUACUCUCUGGCUGUAAAGGGGGGAAAAGGAAGUUUUCUGUAUCCAAUAUCAGGAGCUGCGCCUUUCUGUGCAGAAUCUCCACACGUCUGCACAGUGGGUCGGAAAAGACCGAUAGAAGCUGUUAUGUUGCUCUGAUUUUUAAGGCCUGACUACACUGAUCCAAAUGUUUGAAGUGUCUGGGCAGGCGGUGCAUGGAUGUGCACCAACUGGCGGAAUCGUGGGUGGGGGGGGUGCAGAAAAUAAGGAAAUAGCUUGGAUGCCCCCAAAAACCACAGACUUUUCCUUUAACCCCCCCAGUUUGGGUGAUAAGAGGAGGUGGAGGGAUAUUUGGGUGGGAGCGCCCAACAGGAUAAUUUUUUUUUGAUGGCAUUGCACCCACAUGCUUGCAUAAUUAUCAACUGCACACACAUAUGUUGGUUGAUGAAUAAUUUUGUUUUCUGUGCAGAGGCUGAUUGAAUGGACUAUUUAGAGUCUCUGUGUGAAAUUUCCUUUUUUUUCCUCAAGUUUUUUUUUUUUUUUUAGCUCAGAUUGAUGUCUUAAAUUACCAGCAAGACCCACUUGCCCAAAAACUAUUCCUAGGGUCGUCUUUGGCUCUAUGUGCUGCUACAAAAAGUGGGCUUUGCAUUGCGUAGGGGAAAACAGGUGUGUGUGCGUGUGCUUGUGUGUGUAAAUGUGUGUUUGGUUGCAUGUGCCUCUUCUGUUGACAUUUUAUUGGACACGUCGUGGCCAUGUUUUUGCUUAGGGACCAGUAGCUGGGCUACCUAAACAAGAGAACCAGCUAAGCUUCAGAAGCAAACAUUUUGAUUGUAUUUAUCUGUUUUGUUUUUACACUUCCCAACAGUUUUUACCCCACCACCAAAAUGUAAGAUUUAUAUUUGACUUUUUUUUUUUUUAAAUGAAAUGCUGCUACAUAUAUUUUACAAUAAAGACAGUGUCUCACAACUGUUUUUUAA